GCGGGUUUGAACGCUGUUCCCGGGGAGACAACGGUGUCCUCAGCGCGAUGGAGCCGAGGGUAGUGAAGCCACCUGGGCAGGAUUUCGUAGUGGAGCGUCUGAAAAGCCGCUACGGACUAAGUGGCUGCUGCCCCGCGGAGUAUGAUUUUUCAAACUUUGAUCAGGCUAAAUGUAAGAGAAGAUCUCCAACCUACUCAGAUGAUUUGGUUUUCUACUCAUCUGGAGAUAAAGUUGUUUACCCAUUAAGGUGUUAUUCUGAUGAAAGAAAGCAUUCCACUGCACUUCUUUGUAGUUCAUUCAAGCACUUAAAUGGGAACUGCCUAGAUAAUGAACAGGAUUCUUUUCGAGAUUUGAAGCAACGGGAAACGGAAGAGUUAAUUGAGAAUGAUCAUUAUGUUAAUAGCUCCAAAAUAACCAAGCAGUCUUUUAAAGAAAUAGAAAAAGUUGCCCAGCCAACUAAUUUGGCCUCAAAUUCAAGAAAUAGGACUGAAAGUUGUAGUGAUUCAAGUGACUCUCCUUUGAAACAUGUCAGCUUUCCAACAUCUAAAGCAUCAAACAAGCAGAAUUUACGUCCACAUCAGAUCAAUCGGAUAUAUGAUGAAUUGUUUCAAAUACAUCAGAAACUACAGUGUGAAACUACAGCACAACAGGAAUUUGCUGAAGAACUUCAAAAGCGAGAACAUUUUUUAGUUGAAAGAGAACAGCUGCUGUUCAGACAUGAAACUGCCUUGAGUAAAAUUAAAGGUGUCGAAGAAGAGGUUCUUACAAGAUUUCAGAUUAUAAAGGAGCAACACAAUGCAGAAGUUGAGCACUUAACUGAAGUUCUUAAGGAAAAAAAUAAAGAAAGCAAGAGACUAAGGUCCUCUUUUGAUGCAUUGAAAGAAUUGAAUGAUAACUUAAAAAAACAGUUAAAUGAAGUAAGUGAAGAAAACAGGAAGAUGGAGAUUCAGGCUAAAAGAGUUCAAGCUCGUUUAGAUAAUUUGCAGAGGAAGUUUGAGUUUAUGACAAUACAGAAAUUGAAAGGAAAUGCUCAUGUUGCUCACGAAAUGAAAAGUUUAAAACAAGAAAAAGUACCAGUUUCAAAAACUUAUAAGUUACCACUUAACGCACAAGUUUAUGAACUUUUAACAAUCUUCAUGGAUUGGAUUUCGGAUCAUCACCUUAGUAAAUUGAAAAGUGAAGAGUCUGGAAUGGAUGGUGAAAAGCCUGUACUCGGAUUUGCUUCUCAGAGAAAUGAGAUUCAGGAGAAGUGUGUAAAGCUUUUACCUAUGAUGACAGAGCAGCUACAGUGGAUGCCAUUUGUGAAUGCCAAACUUCAUGAGCCUUUUGUAAAAUUUAUGUAUUGGUCUCUACGGCAGCUAGAUGCUGGAACACAGCAUUCAACUAUGACGUCAACAUUGAGGAGACUGGGUGAAGACAUAUUCAAAGGAGUGGUAACUAAGAGAACUCAGGAUAAUUAUUUAGAACAUUCUGUGGAGAAUAAACCAAAGACAGCUGCUUUCUUUAAGAGUUCCAAUUUACCACUGAGAUUUUUAUCAACGUUAAUUGUUCUCAAAACAGUCACUCAAGCUGACUACCUGGCUCAGGCAUUUGAUUCUCUUUGUUUGGACUUGAAGACUGAUGAAGGGAAAGUCUUGUUUUUGGAGUACCAAGCUGUUCCAGUAAUAUUAAAUCAUUUAAGAAUCUCCAGUAAAGGACUCCUAUCCAAUGUCAUUGAUAGUUUGCUUCAGAUGACAGUGGAAUCUAAAUCCUUGCAGCCUUUCCUGGAAGCCUGUAGCAACACUUUAUUUUUUCGUACUUGCUCUGUGCUGCUUCGAACCCCUAAGCUUGAUCUUCAAAUACUAGAAAAGCUCAGUAUUAUUCUACAGAAACUUUCUAAAAUCAAGAGUAAUAAGAAGCUCUUUGAACUUUUUACAAUUCACCUGAUGCUUCAAGAAAUACAAAGGACGACACAUCCAGAACAUGCCUUUCUCUGCAUUAACCUCAAUUCAACUCUGUUCAAUUUGGGUUUAACAAAAUGCAACUCUGUGGCCUCCAAUGCAAGCCAUUAGCCUGCCUUAUUAUUGUUUUAUGUAUAUUAUAUAUGUGUUGCUUAUUUGUAAGACUGCAGAAAUCAUCAAAGUAACUAAAAAGUUAUCAAGUAAAGUUUUCAGUAGCAUCAUUUAUCAUGAAAAAUAAAAUAGAAUUUAUUUUUCACUUUAAAAUUGAAAUCUAUAGAAGCUCUGGAAUUUUUGGAGUGUUACAGUUCAACUAAGGUAAUACUAAUGUGCAAGAUGGAAUUUCUAGAAUCAAUGACACGGGUUACUUUUUGUAAAAAUGUGUUAGAAAAAUUCUUAAAAUUAUGUGAUUAUUUGGAAUAAAAUUG
This is a messenger RNA of Rhinolophus ferrumequinum (greater horseshoe bat), 2365 nucleotides long. RefSeq names its product coiled-coil domain containing 138 (gene CCDC138). The record is from RefSeq and is a predicted model, not a curated record. The coding region runs from base 48 to 2051 and encodes 667 amino acids. Lineage: Eukaryota; Metazoa; Chordata; Mammalia; Chiroptera; Rhinolophidae. The transcript is spliced from 15 exons.